GAUGGACCCCGGCGAGGCCGCCAUUUUGGAGUCUUCUCCGAGGAGCUUCAGCCGGCUUUUCGCGCUGUUGCCGCAGCUCCCCGCGGCUUUGCUGGGCAGAAUGAACGUGAUAGACCAUGUGCGAGACAUGGCGGCCGCGGGGCUGCACUCCAACGUGCGGCUCCUCAGCAGCUUGUUACUUACAAUGAGUAAUAACAACCCUGAGUUAUUCUCCCCAUCUCAGAAGUACCAGCUUUUGGUGUAUCAUGCAGAUUCUCUGUUUCAUGAUAAGGAAUAUCGGAAUGCUGUGAGUAAGUACACCAUGGCUUUGCAGCAGAAGAAAGCUCUAAGUAAAACUUCAAAAGUGAGACCUUCAACUGGAAAUUCUGCAUCCACUCCACAAAGUCAGUGUCUUCCAUCUGAAAUUGAAGUAAAAUACAAAAUGGCUGAAUGUUAUACAAUGCUAAAACAAGAUAAAGAUGCCAUUGCUAUACUUGAUGGGAUCCCUUCAAGACAAAGAACUCCCAAAAUAAACAUGAUGCUGGCAAAUCUGUAUAAGAAGGCUGGUCAGGAGCGCCCUUCAGUCACCAGCUAUAAGGAAGUACUGAGGCAGUGCCCAUUAGCCCUUGAUGCCAUUCUAGGUUUGCUGUCGCUUUCUGUAAAAGGUGCAGAAGUGGCAUCAAUGACGAUGAAUGUGAUCCAGACUGUGCCUAACUUGGAUUGGCUCUCUGUGUGGAUCAAAGCGUAUGCUUUUGUGCACACUGGUGACAACUCAAGAGCAAUCAAUACCAUCUGUUCACUAGAGAAAAAGUCCUUAUUGAGAGAUAACGUGGACCUGCUGGGAAGCUUAGCAGACCUGUACUUCAGAGCUGGAGACAAUAAAAACUCUGUCCUCAAGUUUGAACAGGCACAGAUGUUGGAUCCUUAUCUGAUAAAGGGAAUGGAUGUAUAUGGCUACCUCCUGGCACGAGAAGGGCGGCUGGAGGAUGUGGAGAACCUUGGCUGCCGCCUUUUUAAUAUUUCUGAUCAACAUGCAGAACCCUGGGUGGUUUCUGGGUGUCAUAGCUUCUAUAGUAAACGCUACUCCCGAGCCCUCUAUUUAGGAGCCAAGGCCAUUCAGCUGAACAGUAAUAGUGUUCAAGCUUUGCUACUUAAGGGAGCAGCACUUAGGAACAUGGGCAGAGUCCAGGAAGCAAUAAUCCACUUUCGGGAGGCUAUACGUCUUGCACCUUGUCGCUUAGAUUGUUAUGAAGGUCUCAUCGAAUGUUACUUAGCCUCCAACAGCAUUCGUGAAGCAAUGGUGAUGGCUAACAAUGUUUACAAAACUCUAGGAGCAAAUGCACAGACCCUUACCCUUUUAGCCACCGUUUGUCUUGAAGACCCAGUGACACAGGAGAAAGCCAAAACUUUAUUAGAUAAAGCCCUGACCCAAAGGCCGGAUUACAUUAAGGCUGUGGUGAAAAAAGCAGAACUACUUAGCAGAGAACAGAAAUACGAAGAUGGAAUUGCUUUGCUGAGGAAUGCUCUAGCUAAUCAAAGUGACUGUGUCCUGCAUCGGAUCCUAGGAGAUUUCCUUGUAGCUGUCAAUGAGUAUCAGGAAGCAAUGGACCAGUAUAGUAUAGCACUAAGUUUGGACCCCAAUGACCAGAAGUCUCUAGAGGGGAUGCAGAAGAUGGAGAAGGAGGAGAGUCCUACGGAUGCCACUCAGGAGGAGGAUGUGGACGACAUGGAAGGGAGUGGGGAAGAAGGGGACCUGGAGGGCAGCGACAGUGAGGCGGCCCAGUGGGCUGACCAGGAGCAGUGGUUCGGCAUGCAGUGAGGCAGGCAGCAGCUCCGUGGCCACACUGGCCUGCCCUGCUCUGAGCACUUCCAUGGACUGAAGGAACCUGUAGGAGCCCGCUCUCUGGGAGGACCAUGAUUCAGCAUGUGAUUGCAGCAGGGGUCUCUGCCCCUUGCUCCGUAUUACUAGUAGCGACUUCAUUUUUAAAAACUGAGCCUGACCAACCUUCCAUAUAUCUCCAUCCUCCCCUGCUCCAGCCAGGGAGGACCAAGUGAGCACUCAGAGAGGCCCGUGGAUGUGUCGGGGCUUCUGGGGCAGAGUGCUUUUUCUAGAACGAAUUUCUAAAUCUGAAAGCUCGAGGAAUAGACAGUGUUUUUGUCUGUGAUGUUGUGGAUGGGUUUAAAAGAGUGACCUGUUACCCAGAGCAAGAGUGUCAUCUCCCAACAGCAGCAUGGGCUGGCCCUUUCAGAGAGGCUUUCCUCUUCCAGAAAUCAUCAUCCUGGGUUGUCCAAACUUUCCCAGUAACCUGCUUCCUUCUGCAAUGUUAGUAAUGCCUUAAGCUGACAGUUGCUAUUUUGCAGAACAAUUUUCCUAUUUGCUAAUCUAGUAACUUGCCUAUGAGCCUGGCCUGGAUCUGAGAAAUAAGUGUGACCUAGAGCAUGAACAAAGGCCGCACCUGGGGUAAUUAACUAAUAAAACUGUUUUUUGUACAGUAA
This is a messenger RNA of Camelus dromedarius (Arabian camel), 2475 nucleotides long. RefSeq names its product anaphase promoting complex subunit 7 (gene ANAPC7). The record is from RefSeq and is a predicted model, not a curated record. Gene Ontology annotation, biological process: protein ubiquitination; cell division; positive regulation of mitotic metaphase/anaphase transition. The coding region runs from base 2 to 1798 and encodes 598 amino acids. The transcript is spliced from 11 exons. Gene Ontology annotation, molecular function: protein binding. Gene Ontology annotation, cellular component: anaphase-promoting complex. Lineage: Eukaryota; Metazoa; Chordata; Mammalia; Artiodactyla; Camelidae.